CGCGGCUACAAAGCGGCGGCGCGGCGCGGGGAGCAAGAGGCUCGGGCUGGUCCCGGCGCGGCGAGGCGAGGCGAGGCCGGGUCGGCGGGGAUGAGCGAGGUGAAGCUGGCGGUGCUGGGCAGCGAGGGAGCUGGCAAGUCGGCUCUGACCGUGAGGUUCCUCACCCGGCGCUUCAUUGGGGAAUACGCUUCCAAUUCUGAAUGCAUCUAUACUAAACACCUCUGUCUGGAUGGGAGACAAACACAUCUGGAAAUUUAUGACCCUUGUUCACAGCCCCGAAAAGGAAAGUUGUCCCUCACUAAUGAACUGCACUGGGCUGAUGGAUUUGUCAUAGUUUAUGACAUCAGUGACAGAACUUCAUUUGCAUUUGCAAAGGCAUUGCUGUACAGGAUACGAGAGUCUCAUCUAGGAGCCUUUAAAAAAGUGGUAGAGUCGCCCGUGUUCCUUGUUGGUAAUAAACAGGAUCUAUGUCAUAUGAGAGAAGUUGGCUGGAAUGAAGGACAAAAGCUGGCAAUGGAAAACAAAUGCCAGUUCUGUGAACUGUCUGCAGCAGAGCAUUAUCAGGAGGUGAUGACAAUGUUCACAAAAGCCCUGAGAAACAUUACCACAAACUUCAAAGCCAAAGAGAAGAGACGCUCGAGUGGGUCAAAGUCAAUGGCCAAAUUGAUCAACAGUGUGUUUGGGAAAAGGAGGAAGUCUGUGUAACUGAUAGCCAUAUGAGACAGUUUUAUGAGGCUACAAGAACACACUGAAGCACUGCAACAGUAGACCAGACACAGUGCUUUGAUUCAUCCAAUGUGUUUAAAAGGUCUCUAUAUGAAGGGAUGAUACGCGAUGGUACAAUCCAAAGAUAAGCAGCAAUGUAACUCAGUGAACAGGGUACUGUUGUAGGACUCAAGGCCUGGGUUUUAUUUCCAGCUCUCCCACUGAUGUGCUGUGGCACUAGUACAGCAACUUCACCUCUGAGCUACCGCUUCCAAUACUUUGUUUCAUCUGUAUACAUUAUGGGCUCUUGGCAGGAGGGGUUUCUCUUACUUUAUGUAGUGCUUAACAACACCAGUGCCUUCAUUUCAGCUGGAGCUUCUGGGUGGUUACCUGUCAGCUCUGUGUUCCUGAGGGAGCCCUGGCACCUAGCUUGCUGGACUUACAAAGGACUUUUUAAAUUCUGCAUUCCCCCCCCCCCCCAAUUUAUCA
This is a messenger RNA of Alligator sinensis (Chinese alligator), 1194 nucleotides long. RefSeq names its product RERG like (gene RERGL). Gene Ontology annotation, molecular function: GTP binding; GTPase activity. Lineage: Eukaryota; Metazoa; Chordata; Crocodylia; Alligatoridae. Bases 91 to 705 code for a protein of 204 amino acids. The transcript has 5 exons. The record is from RefSeq and is a predicted model, not a curated record.